This is a messenger RNA of Pocillopora meandrina, 15602 nucleotides long. The record is from the annotation of a GenBank genome assembly. Lineage: Eukaryota; Metazoa; Cnidaria; Anthozoa; Scleractinia; Pocilloporidae.
AUGGACGCCAGAAGCGAAACUUCCAGAAAGCUGAGCCGACAGAUCAGUAGAAUGGCCAGAGCACAGGAGGAGAAGGAACGACAGAAAAUGAGAGAGAAGGAAGAAGCCGCUGAGGAGGAGAAGAAGAAGAAAGAGCAGGAGUUUGAUCGUUCUACCAUCACGCGCAAGUUGUCAAUUUUCGGCUCAUACCGCAGAAUGUCGUUUAAUCAAAAAGGGAAACUCUCUGAAGAGGUGAGUGAUUGACAGAUCAAUUAGUUCAUCUCUGUAAUAGCAUCGAGCCAUUGUGCACCGUCUUUUUCAGUCCAAGCUCCUAUAUCGUAUUUUCCUGCAUCUUUUCCCCUUUUGAUGUUUCCUCGGGUGUUAUUUUUUAUCCAAUGUCAUCUCGUUCCUUGAUCGGGGUAUUUAUGCUCCUGCUUACAGCUGAGAAAUAUGUUAUUGACUCAGCGAAUAACUUCAGUUGUCCUCAGUUCAAAUACAAAGCUCUGUCUAGAACUGACAACCCUGAAUAUAUCAAUAUAUCUGUGGAUAUAACCAUGGCACCUACCUCAACCGAUUCACCACAGCUCUUGACGGCAAACCAUCGGACCAUUUUUUUGAGAGACAAUAAUGACGUAAUGGCUGAGAAAAGGACGUAGUGACUCCGACAGUUGCGUCGAGGAUCAUAAAAGCUCAGCCCUAAUAUUGGCUUGUAGACCUAAAGUACACGUUUUGUCUUCAAACACGUGUUAGUCGUGUUAGUGCUGAUUUCUAUUCUCUUGAAUUAAAAAACUCUACUCCUGUUCCCAGCCUACUCAAGCUGGUUAACUUGCAAAGAAAAGCUUGCGGUAAAGGACACCAGUUUUUUAAAGAUAUGUCUCAAAUAGUCUUCUGGUGAUUGUGUAAACGAUCUCUGCUAGAUCAUAGAGGCUUGACUCUUAAUCACAACGCGCAUGCGUUUUAUUUCUUUUUUGAAAAUAACUUCUGAUCACUGAGCAACCUAUUUGACCAAGCAAAGAGCAUUGAAUUAAAAACUUGUUCCCAGGGCCUUCUCGGCUUUGAUGUCCAAAAUGGCAGACAUUCAACACCAACUACGGAAAAUUCAACCGAUUGCUAUCGCUUGAAAAAUCAAAAAAUACAAUUAAUUAUGUUGACUUCAUUAGUAAGAUUGAUAGCUCUGCCUUGGAUUUGUUUCCGUGGGCAUAAGUAAAUAGUUUUGAAUUCCUCUCUAUAGCCUCAAUGCAAAUUUCUUUAAUGGGUUUCCCACUGUUAAUUGCAACCCCAUGCGGCGUCGUAUAAAAACGUGACGCAGUUUGAAUUACUAGUAACUGCGGACAACAGAGCAAACUGUGCGCAUCCAAUCGAGUGGCUCGUUAAAUGGGUUUUAACAAAAAUAGAUUCUAUCGCUGCCUCCUGAGGGAGCAAUGAUGCAUGUAGUGCCCCCUUUAAGCAGAAUAUCAAACCCUCAGGGUUACAAAAUAACAAAGAUAUGCCUAUCAGUGUACAUACCUUGAAAGCUUCGUCACUUUACGAUUUUGAAUUAUUUACGUGAUUGAUACAAAAAUUAGCAAACAAACUGUUUAUUUUUCAAAAGAUUUAGGUCGAUUUAAAAACUUUGUUCAGUGACAGAUUAUCUCUUAUAAAACAGAGAUAGAACAGUACCUGAUACGGCGACACAAAAAUUGUCGAAUUUUUGAUGACGAAUGAAACUCACCCUUCCCUGUAGAACUAAUAACAACCGACCCCGAAUGAAACGAAUCAUCUGUCAAGCAUGGUAAUUCACGUUUUCUUUUGACAAAUCCCGUUGAACUGAAACCGUCAAUCGUUUGGCUUAUUGACGGCGAUUUCGACGCAGAGGUUAAAUCUGUGCUGAACUGUUGACCGCUUGUUUGUUUAAUAAGUUCCAAUCUUUUGUUUGCGUAGUUAUGGAUAGUGCAUUUUGAUGCAAACCAGACAAAUCGUGUUUACAGAGAGAGUCUUAUGAAUUUUCAAUUAAGCAGCCAAGCAUUAGAUCGGAUUCUACUUGCAAGGAGUAAUUUGACAAGAAGAUUAAUCGAUGAUUUGGAAUUUUUGUGUUAGUGAUACCGAUUGCAGUGGAGACAUUAGUUUCAAUUUAGGUUUAGGCCUGAUUUAACGAUGUAAGAAGCAGUGCUGAAGCACAAACUUCAGUUGUGCCAUCUACUAAAAGAUUGCUGCAUAUUGCUACGCAACGCACGCGAAAAGUUGAGAAGUUUAACAGUUGAGUUAAAAAAAUCCUGAACCACAGCAACUGGUGAAGAAGACUAACUUAUGGUUUAACCUGGUGAAUUCUGUUUCAAAGACGACAUGACGAAGCAGGAGUAUGUCACCUUCCGCUUCCAGAGAAGCUAGUUAAGUAUCUGUCCGAUUUAACACAACUGAAACACUACAACCUACAAAUGGCGAUUGUGUUAGGAGGUAAAGGAGACAACCAGCUAACAAAAGAAUGCUGGAAUGAAACGAAAUCAAGAAAUUCUUUUUUCCGAAGUCAAUCGGAAAGCCCUCACGCAAACGGACAUGAAGCUAACAAUGAAACAAGCAGAGAGAAUAUGUCUAACUUAACUGGAAGAACUCAGUCAGAGAGAGAGUCGAAGGAAAUCCCGACUUCAGGAGGCUUUCCUCGUAUUUCUUCUGAUCCUUAUUCUCUUGAUGAUAUUUCAUUAAUUUCUGACGAAGAGCAAGGUAGCACAAAACUCAGAAAAACAGUUUCAUCCGAUGCAGCUGGCCUGGAAAAACUAGUUCAUAUUGACGGCGUACUACGUAAAAUUUCAUCGAAGCCCAAACAAGACCAGAAGUGGCUUCCAAAUCAAGUUUCAAAGAAAGGAAGACUUUCUAGACGGGCUUCCCUGCCGCCAACUUAUUUAGGGAAUUUCCUGUCUGUAAACAACAUCAGGAAGCGAGCAAUAAGCAGCGCUGCGGACGAUGCAGACGAUGGGGUCAUAUCUACACACAUAGACGAUCGACUUCCUUCGCAAAAUUCAACGCGGAAAGCUAAAAAUGCUGGACGAAAGAAAGUAAGACCAAUCAUAAACGAAGAGCAUCUUGUUUCAGAGAAAGAAGAAACAGAAGUAGUUCUGCCCGCAGUCGAAGUAGACGUUUUGAGUGAAGAGGUAGUUGAAGAAGAGAAUGACGGCUCGGAGGUAGCGGUAGGUUUCGUGGCAAGUUAAAUUUUCGUUACGGUCGAGUUAUUGCCUCGCGUGAGCCACAUUUUAUUAUUUGGAUUCAAGAGACGUGUGUUUCACAACAAGUACCUUUUAAGUCAAACUAAAUUGCAGUUCCGCUUUAGUUUAACCAAAUUAUGAUCGAGUGUCUAAAUCAACGGCCUUAUAAACUUUACGCAAUAUCCCCUGUAGAUCUAAGGACUAUUGACUUUUUGACGGAAUCAGACAAUGUACUAAACCACAAAUUUAACUUUGGAAAUAAUCAAAUCUCUGAUCUUUUUCUCUUUCAAGAUUUGCAUAUUACACUAGAUAAUAUCUUAAUUAUGUUUUGGGCCCGAAAACGGAACUUUUUUGAACAUUUUGAAAAUGUUCAAAAAGUUCCGUGAUGGCGGUUUGGUAUAUUAGAAUAAUUACCAAUAGUAAAAAUAGUUUGCUAAUGUAAGUAAACCCUCUCAAAACCCAGAGGCUGGUGACGUCAAUGGAUCUAUGGGAAGUUAAAAUUAAGAAAACUUUUUUUUCUUCCAAGAAAGAGUCAAGUAGCUCUGUUUGCCGGAAAUUGAGCAGAAUUAGAGCCAAAUUUUUUGGAAAAAGAAAACCAACAGAUGUAACAAAUCCAAAAGCAAAAAAAAGGUUAAAAUUAAUUAUCAGACGAUGGCUGGUAUGUAAUUCGAUCGCUGAAGUGCAGGCCACUCUCUCGAGGCACAUUUCCGUGCCGGAGGUAGCAAAUGCAAAACGGAUGUAUUUUUCCUUUGCACAAAAGACGCUCUCGUUUCUCAUUCAGCACAAAUUACGUGAGGUUUCAGGGCCACGCAAUGUCUUCUUCAUCCAUAUUGGCUUCUUUAAUUACUGGCCCCCUGCCUUGCAUCUAUUAUUUUCCGACCGAUUUUUUUUUCUCGCUUUUCAGCCUAUCGAGAGAUUUCGAAAAAUUGUUCAACUUCUUUGUUUCCUGCUGAAAAUGAAGACUUCUAUGGACAGGUAUGUGUUGUUGUUGUAAUUUUCGUAAGCUGAAAUUUAAGGCAUUUGAUACUAGCUAGAAUCAGGAGGGCAUGAAAUUUCUGAUCCUCUCUCGUCAGAACUGAGUACAUAGCCACGCCAGUCUGCACUUAUUCCACUUAAAGAGAAAUACGUUACUGAUAAGAACUGCUUCUUCUCCAGAUCAGUCAAUUAUUUGAGUGUAAAACUAACCUGUCAUAAGUUUUCACGGGCGUUUGUCUGCCCUCGCAUUCUAGGAGCUAAUAACUUCCUCUCAUUCAUCAAGUACUGUCUAAGUUUUAAUUGGUAUGAUAACUGUGAUAUUAUGUCGUAAAGAUUGCUACCUACGGACACAUUCAGAUGACGUCACCUCGGGCUAAUGCCGAGCCAAUCAAGAUUCAAAUGCUAAUUUGUCCAAUUAACUCUGUGAAGCUGAAUUUUUGACGCAAUCAAUUUUCGGUGACAUAAACUGUGUACUAAAUGGACAAGUUACUUAAAGCAACCCAUCUAGAUAGAAAUUUCAACUUCAAGAAGAUACAAUGACCAUUUGAUUUGAUACGCGAUACCUUUGAAUUGAAAGUACAUGUACUUGGCUCGGAUAAUAACUUCCGCUGAGGAAGUCAAAACGUCUGAGUCAUAGCCAUCGGCAACACAUCCUUUCACAGUUCACGAUCAAAUCACUUUUGGACCAUUUUUUUUUGGCGUAGGGUGGCUGAAAUGAGAUUAUGAGCAUUUCAUAGGUUUCUUUGAAAAAAAUAUGCAUUUCAUCCACGUUUCUUUCACAUGGCUUUUUUUUUUGGAAUUUUAUUGCAUGCACGCUUGAAAACUUCUUCACUCACAGCGCUGCUGUCUCCCUUCAAAAAUGAGGCAAUAACUUUUACCAUUUGUCUUUUUAAUGUAGGAAAUAUCGCUCCCAAAACACAAACGUGUUCGCUGAACUGGACGCGGAGACUGUAACCAGCGUGGAUUGUGAUGGCAUGAUUUUUGAUCCAACUACCUUUAAGGCAGUGCGAGAGGUAAGCUGUUGAUUUAAAGUCACUUGACAUCAUCUCAAUACUCUUUAUACCCACACGUUUGAAAUGAAUGGCGUGAGAGCUGGGUACAAGAGAGAGGCAGAGAGAGCUUGAGAGAGUGAGAGAGAGCUGCUUUUGUUAACAUUUGCUUUGGUUUUUAUAUUGAGCUAAGGAUUAGAGUGUCAAUCAGUUUAAAAUAAAUCCAAUUCGGAUCAAAGUUAUCUCGAGGCUAUUUCUCAUAGUUUUACGAUUUGGUUUUGCCAAGAGAAAAUAAUGGUCUCCUUAUAAAGCGAUGUGCGUCAUGUCUUUAUGAACGAUUCGUAAGAAUUGUUACAUGAAUUGACAUUGAACCAAAAGAUAACAGGUUUACAGUGAUUAAAUUAUUUUGAUUUAUAUCCAACAGGUACAGUUAAGUCAAGAAGCCAUUCACAUCCUCUCUCUGAGUCCCGGAUCAAGAACGGAGGAACAGCUUCAAACUGUAAGUAUAUUGCCUAAUAUUCCAUUUUUGAGCGCAAAUUUUCUUGAUGUCUCCCUGCUCUUCCUAUUUAUCAAGAGUUUCAAUUGGGUUGGAACAGAAUCAAUUUUCUUUCUUCAGUAGAAGCUCUAGUAUUAUGACAAAAAACUCUGUGUAAACAUUUGUUCUGUCUCCAUUUGUUUCCAGGCCUUAGUUGCGCUGAAAACCAGUGUUGCUGCCUUCGGCGAGUAUCCGCUGAAGAUGCAGCGACGGUUGGUGUCUGUUGGCUGGUAUGAAAGGUGAGGGGAAUUUAUAACAUCAUCAAACAACAGAAAUGAUCCGUUAUGCGUUAAAACACCUGAGCUUUGAGCUAAGUUCUCAGGUAAAAUAAAUUGAUCAAAAGUAGAACUUGCUAAAAAACAAUGAUAAAAAAUCGUGCAAUCCUAAAGGAGUAACUUUAGGACUUUUAUGAAGCUUCAAAACAGUCGGAAUACGUACCAAUUCUUAAAUUUUGGAAAGAGGAACGUUCAAGGAUAUUUAGUUCAAUUUACGCGAAACAUAGCUGCUUUUUUGUCCUAAAGAUUUUAAUUCAAUAUGGAUUUUUUGCCUAUUUUUGAUAAAAACUUCAGCUUUAAAGAUAAAUUUAAUGACUGAGUCUUAAGACUCACUAAGCUAAUAAAAUAAUAAGUUGAAUAUGCGCUUUCAUGGCUGUUCUUCGCACUUAGGAGUUAUCUCAACUUGUGUCAUGACCAUCUCAGUCUUUUUGUUUUUUUUCUGUCAUGUUUACAUUGUAUCAUUCUUUGUGGACCUUUUGAAUUAAAGAUAUGAGCUCUUUUGUUUUUAAGAUUUGAGGCCAAGAGAGUUAUAAUUCGCCAAGGCCACAAAGCGGAAAACUUCUAUUUCAUUCUGUCCGGGACAGGUAAUUAAGCUUACUUUGUUAGAUCUUUUUAGACUGUUAAAAGACAAAUUUUCCUCCGAAGCCGUCAGCUUCGAGUGGCGCAGCCCACCCAAAUGACGGCUGAGAAGGAGGGUUCACACAAAAAGAAAACAAACAAACGAACAAACAAACGAAUAGAAAAACGAUUGAAUAAAUACUACCCCUCGUUUGAUAUGAUGGGAGUAAGAGCGCUGGAUCUCUGAGAGGCCUGGGUUCAAACCCUGACCAGGUAACUGCGUUGUGGUCACACACUGUGCCUCUUGUCACCCGCAAGUAUAAUUGUUUACCGGUAAACUGGCAAAGAGACUUGAUCUAAUUCUGGUGAGGAGGGGGAAUGGAUCAGUAGCAUCAAUACCUUUAUUCGCAUUUGCUACUGAACUUGAGAGAAUCGCUGGACGGAUUAACACCCCCCCUCCCCAUGGCCCUUACACUAAUUGUACAAUUAUUUUGUAGCACUCGUUACGCUAUUAGUCAACGAUGCGAAGUCCAGAGAACAGAGAAACACAACAGUUGCAGUUCUGGGGAAAGGAAGCAGCUUUGGGGUACGUAACCAGCCGUAAUGAACAAAGAGUGUCCAAAGCCGGAUUGAAAUAACAUAACCCGCAUAUUAUCUUGAAAUAAUUUGACAUUUGUGGAGGGUAACACAUUGGAAAACCUGAUAUAUUUUAUGUUUGGUCUAAAACUGUUAACCAGAGGAGAAAAGGUUUCCCAAACAACUUUAUUACCGGUAGUUCCUUUCUUGGUUACAGUUUAAUUUGUAAUAACCACCAUAUGCUUUUGCUUGUGCUUUAUUAAACUUUAGGGAAGAUCUCUAAGUGCAAUGCACAAAACUUGAAAAAUUACUUUUAUUUUCUCUUAAUCUUUCAGGAACUGGCCCUGCUUCAUCACAAAACCAGGAGUGCGACAGUUUUAUGCAAGGAUGAAGUUUCUCUCUUAGCGGUUUGCAGAGAGGUGGGUUCAGUCUCUUCGUGAGUUCAAAAAUCUCUACCAAAACAUAACAAUUAAUUUCAUUAAGGAGCGCUUGAUAGUUCUCGUGAGGAAACAACUUGGAACAUCACAGGAACGAGAUCACUUUUGACUGAUUUUCAAAUUAAGGUCUGUGACAUCAUGUUAGGCCGGGUUUGCAGGAUAACGACUUUAAAAUGUUUAGAGUAUAUUUAACAAAAUAAUUUGCAGUUUCCUGAACUUCUCUCGCGCCAUUUAUUUUAGGAUUUUCGCGAUAUUUUUAUGAGUUAUGAGGACGGCAGAGAACCAGAACAUAUCCGAUUUUUAAGGUGAGAAUUUUUCUUGUUAAAUGUUCAUUCAGUUUCAAGGUAUAUUAAAAGUUAUAACUUAGAGAAAGAUGUUUUUCUUCUUGCCACGAGCGUGGGACAAAGAAAAAAUUCUGAGUCCUCAGGAGGAAUCAAUGCUCAGACCUUCGGAUUUCGCGCUCCGAUGUCCUACCACAGGCCCGGUUCAGACGCCGUACUUAAGCCGCGCCGAAUCGAAUUCAACGAUAGGCCGACCUAAAUUAGUUAAUCCUGGCUGAAUUGAUUCAAACGCCGAACUUUAUUCGGCCGAAAUUAAUUAAUCGAAGAAAUUUUUUAAAAUUAUUUUUCAAAUAAAGACUAGUGAGCAGCACACAGCAACAGAUCUUGUCAACUUUGUUAAUUAUCCGACCGGUUUCGUCCGAUCACGCAGACUUCAUCAUUUUAAAAAAAUUCACAAAUGAACUACUAAUACACUAAACGUUUAUAGUAUAAAUCACUUUCAAAUUGGGGUGUGAACAACAAAAGCACCCACAAACAGGAAAUGUUACGCAAAUCCAGCGUAACAAAUUGGAAAUGUUACGCAAAUCCAGCGUAACAAAUUGAGCAAUGUUUAUUUUGGGGCUCAGAUUUAUCGUUAAAUCGUGAGCCCCAAAAAUAAACUUUUUCUUCGAAAUCGAACAGUUAUUGCAAAUUGGGAUUUUACAUUUCAAGCAAGCAUAUUUGGUCGUGCCGAAACACGAACAACACAAGUCACCAUCGUCUAGUUUGGCCCGCCAAACCGCCACACUACUUUGCGCAUGCUCUCGAGUAAAAAUCAGCAUGAAAAACGCAUUAAAAACUUUAAUAUAUGACAUUAAAUAUGUGAUAUGUAAUAUGUUACAUUAAAAUAAUUUAUGCAUUUGUUUCGGCUCAGUUGAAGUACGGCGUCUGAAUCAAAGCUGGCCUUCAGCCGUUCUUUCCGGCUGAGUCAGGUGGGAUUAAUUGACUGAGCCGAUCUGAAUUAAAUCAGCCGUUCCGAAUUGAUUCAGACGCUGUACCUCAUAUGAACUUCAUUCGUUGUAUUUGAUUCGGCUCGGCUGAAGUACGGCGUCUGAACUGGGCCUGAGCCACACAGACUCUACGGUGAGCAGACUCCCACGCUCGUGACAAGACGAAAAACAUCUUUUUUAUUUUUUACCGAGCUCAAAACUUACCGUCUCUCCUGUUCUAUUUGCAAGCUAUAACUUAGUUUGUCAAAUCAUUCGCUUUUUCUUCACAGAGGCGUCCCGUAUUUGAAGGAUCUUCCACUCGACGACUUAACGACUAAGCAUGACGUCUGCAUAUUUCAUUACUUCAGGUAACCAAAAUUGAUGGGAAGUAUGAAUAAUCGGGAGAAAGCACAAAGGUGCUCAGUUGCUGGCGCCCCAAGAAGGUUAUCUUCAAUGAAUCAAUUUUUACCGCCGUUUGAGAUCAAUUUUCCGUGGCAUUAUUCUCAUGUUCGUGAUCAUUGGAAGAAAAUUCAUUUACUUGGUUGAAAUAUUUUUCCUGACAAAAUGAAAUAUUAUUUAUGAGUCGCUAAGCUUUGAUAUAAUUUUUUUGCCCAAUUUAUGACAGCCAGAGAAAAGUAGAAAGGCUUUGCACUUUAUUAAAUUUUAAGAAAUAGUCGGAUAUCCAUAAGUCUGAGGAUCACCUGUUGUUGUUCGACAUGAACAUAGGGAAAUAUAAUUUACUUUUGAUCUGUAUUUUUUUUCAUAGGCGUGGGGUUGUUAUAGUUAACGAAAGUAAGACGAAAUGGAUAUACGUCGUGAAAACGGUGAGUAAUUAGCGGACUACAUUUCGGUAGAAAAAAGCUGUGACGUGAAGUAGUCGCACGUUACAGGCGUUGCUAUGGAGCCCGUUCAUCAAACCCAAGAAUUCAUUAUCGUGCUUUGUCACUCUGAAUUUUUAAUCGCUUUUCAAAACGUUGUUAAAAGAGUUCCGGUCCCAUUGUUUUAGUGCGUGGCGUGUUCUGCCCGUAUAUACCCGAAUAUACUGGCAGCAGUUAAAUGAUUAUUUGUGUUUCCAGGGAUCUUGUCGAGUCCUAACUCAUUUGUCCAAAAAGACAGCAAAGUUAAAGCGGUCAGCCGGCAGUCCAGAGAAAACGAACGCAGUCCUUCCCGUGAUACCUGUGGACGAGGCAGACAGGAGGAAAGCGCUGUAUACAGGUAUCGCCUCGCCUUAGUUUCUGUUUAUAAGCAUUGUGUAAGAUGCAAAACGCUUAAAUGAAUUUAAGUUAUUUUUAUCACUUUACCACUUUUGUUUUAGCGGCGCAAACUAAUUCUGAUUGACAUUCACGGUGGAAUUUUGUGUCAUGUAUCUUUUCCUGAGUUUGUCAACCGACGAAUCUCUCCUUUCUAUUAUGUAAUUCUCAGAUUUGUCACUAUUUUUAUCGAUUUAUCUGCUAAAAUAAUUGUCCUUUAUGACAAGCAUUCGUGACGACGACAAAUUUGUUACUAUUUUUAUCGAUUUAUCUGCUAAAAUAAUUAUCCUUUCGACAUGCAUGUUUAUGCACGCAGACAGAUAACGAGACACAUUAAGCACGUUUAAAACUGUCUCACGUUGCUUUAAACUAGAAUUUAAAAUUAAAAAGAAAUAAAUUCGAUUUAACCUAUUGAGUUCGUUUCAAUGUCAGUUCUCCUUGCUUCAUUCCUCGCUGACCAUCGAUUGUUAUUCGUAGCGUGCCUAGAGAAAAAUAGAAGCAGAUUAGAUGAAAAAGCUGAGGAUAGUAUUCGCGUUUGGCAACCGUUCGCUUUUUCACCGGCAUUGCGUGGAUUUUGAUUUUAACCUAUCUUUUUGCGGUAAACAAAGAACUUCGGGCGGAUUUUAUUUCUAUGAGAACUCGAUCGCAGAUCUUGGAUCGAGUUUGAUUUGACUAUGUAAACGAAUUUCCACCGCUUUGUGCCAUCAUUCUCAAGCGUGUUGCUCUUCACUUCGAGAACGUUAUGAAUUUAAUCACAGAUUUGUUUCUAUUUUGCAUUUCAGCCAUGAAAUUUAUGGUUUCUCAUAUGUAGACGAUAAUGAUAAAUACGGCGAAAAGGAAACAAAGCCAGUAUAUAAAAAACCUGAGAGAUAUGACUAUUUUUAAAAAUAGAAGAUCAGAGACGGGUAGUUUAGGUGAGAAAAUAAAUUCCUACCGUUUGUCAGAAAGGCUCGUCGUUUUCUUGCGGCCUCGGACGCUUUCGCAGCGAUGAGUUGUUGGUGAGGUUUUCACUUGCAGGCCAAUCAGUACUUCUUUGUUUUCCUCUUCCCCUUUUUCUUUCCUGAAGGUGGUUUUCAGCAAAACGCUCACCUUGAUGAUCGGCCUCCACCGAGCAACGGCUCAUUUUGGCAACAUAGCAAAAAACACAGAAAAGUAGCCACUGUAACGCCUACACUCAGUGCUAUCAGUGCCAUCAUAGCUUGUUCAAAGUCGAGCUUCAUUUUGGCCACGACAUUAAGAGAGAGCACCAUGUUGUAAUUUCAACUUCUACCGAAAAGCGAUUUUGAAACUAUUUAGCGUGACUAAAGGAACCACGAAGAUUACUUCUAGUUAUGAAGUGAACGUUAUUAUAUCUGUUCCUUACUGCACAUGUCUGCACGUGAAAGUAAUUUUACUGUACGCGCCACUGGUUGCUGAACUUUCGGUUUCGACCGUAUUAAUAAUUCAAUAGGGAGUUUAAGAAACGACGGAGGCGACGCUGUGGACAACGUAGGUUAAAAUAUGAACUUAUAUUUUACCUAAGAAUCUCGCGACGCUCUAAAGUUAUUAAGUUUGUUUCUCGCUGUCAAAACUAUUUCGAAACUGAACAUGGAACACAGCAUUAAAUUAGAAAAGAAAUUUAAAAAAUUAGCCAUCGCCGAGUACGUUCUCCAGACAACGCAAAGUUUUGUCAUUUCACGCUGUCGUUUUGCAGAGGACGCAAAGAAGUUUACAAAGAUUUGUAACGCACGUGCACAGCCAUUGUUCUGCUCAUUAAAACCUUUCGUUAAGUGACGUUCCCGUUGCAGUUGCCACCAUGGUUUUCUUAAAUUCCUUAAUAUUAUUUCUUAGACCUACAUGCAUUCGCAUACCAGAAAAUACACCUACUACGUAGGCUGAUAGAAAACUGAGGCGGCUAACCUCGGCGUUAUUUCGUCCAUUUUUAGCUGCUGGUGAUCGUAUCCGACCGAUCUUAUGGUCGCCAGAAAUUAAACGGCCUAAGACUGAACCUUCAUUAUCCUCAAAGAACAACAACGAUCUAACACUGCCUGCCUUGGUUGGUGAACCGGAAAAAUUCAGGGUAAGAGAUGAACGAGGAAUCCAUCUUCAUUAUUUAUUCAUGAUAUGUGGUCCUGUCCAAAACACAGCGGUCGAACGUCGGGCAUGCGCGCGGGGAUCAAUUCUCUCGCCCACGCGCCAAUUUCCCGCGCAAAAUCUCAAAGAAAACAUCGCAAACAACCGCUGUCUCGCAAAAUAACCUUGAAGUAGUUGAAAUGUUCAUAGAAAGCUGUAAAAGGGAACAAAAUAAAAGAUAUGGAGAACUCAAGAAUUUUUGAACGCAAAGCUUAGUCAAGUAAGGGUAUCUUGUUGAUUUACAGAAAACGUUAUGCGCUUUUAAAACACUAUGACCAACUGACUAGUGUGGUCUGAAAGCACGCCGCCUAUUCAUCACAACGUUCGCACAUACAGAGACGUUUGAUCGCUGUGUUGUCCACUCCACUAAAAUGCAAACCCUUCUGUGAGCGCUAUAAAACUAACGGGAUCUGGCUCAAGAGAUUUCUCCUCUCAAAUGACUGGCUUUUAUAACGGGUAAAAUACUGGCACAGGAAAUCAUACAAUUUCGAGUGCAAUUUGUAACAAAGAACCACGAUUGAUUUUCUUAAAGAUCGUCAAAGCGCGCGAAUGAAUAAUGUAUUCAAACCUCCUACAAUUCAUGUUGCCAGCCACAAGCAUUGCGCUGGGUUUUAAGGUCUUAAUUUCCACUUUCAAUUUUUCCUAGACCUUGAAUUAAUGUGCCUCUUUUGCAGGCCAUCUAUAUAUUGACGGCGAUCUUUCAUAUCCUCAGAUCAAUCGUCUAAUUGCUAGGGUCUAAUGGAUUAACAUUUUUUUACUCCUCAGAAAACCGCUAAAAACGUGACUUGGAUGGGACGUCUGAGCGCGUUAUCUCGAGAUAGUGAGUUUAUUUAAACGUUUAAGUUGAUUUCGAAGGAGUCAUUCUUCAAAAUUUUUCGAGUUCGUCACUUGUUAUAAUUGUAAAUUUUUUCAAAUCCAGUCAUUGCUGUUGUCCUUCUUUGUUCAGUUUUGCCUGUUUUGUCUCUGUCUUUCCAAUCAAACUUAUACUUCGCAGUUCCUUCCAGGCUGAGGCACAAGAAAAAAACAUUAUUUCAUCGUAGAGUCCCCUUAUGAACAUUUCAGAGUAUUUUAGUGAAAGCCUAAAAAAAAAAUUAAUAAUUUUUCUAAUACUUUUUUUAUCAUGCAGUCAGAGAUAGCGAAGAACAUCGGCAGAAAAUUGAACGCCUCCACAAACGGAUUAGUAAUGUGGAAAAACCCCGAAAUAAAACUCCUUCGGUGAGUACGAAAAGCUCGUAUUUUUCCUCUCAUGACAGUCAUGACAGUUUCUAGCCUGGUUAGGGUCAGUGAUUGUAACUCCGAAUAAAGGGCGUGGCUAAGAUAGGGGAGGACUUCAAGUAAUCCCGUCCCUCUCUUUGCCAUGAAAAAAAGUGAUAAGUCAGAACUCGAAGAGAAUUUUCAUGCUCUCAAGUGCCUGUAACACGUAAGUAUCGAUAUUAGAAUCGUCAUCAUCGCUGUCAUGGGUAAAUUUUCUUAACGGCUGAGCCCAGGUGGAAGAAGGACAAAACAAAUUCAAGCGUAGGUUUUGGUUCUUAUCCGUAAAAAGGAAUCCACCCUAAAAAAAAUUUGUAUCAUUGUUAUUCCAGAAUAACAAAAGACAACUUGAGCCACCAGAGGCGGACUUAAAAAACGAGCAAGUGGUGGUGCAGAUAGAAUUACUUAAACCCAAGGAUCAGUUUGUAAGUGAUCCCAUUAUAAACGACAGCAAGAGAGAAUCAGACUCAGAGAGUGACUCUCUUACAUAGGCCUCACUCUUAGGGGAGUCUUUCUUAGGGUAUUUAUAGAUCAUUCAGGAGGGAUCUUGGAAUAACUAAGUUUGCUCUAAUUUAGGGAUAAUAAUCUCAUGCGGCUUCUACUGAUUGCUGUCCACCCACACAGGCAAACGACUCGCAAUGUAAAUGCAAAAUCAUUCCGUGCGUUUAAGACUUUUAUUCUUUAAACUAAAACCUUUUAGGUCAAAUAAGAACAUAUAAUCUCAUCUCUCAUCCCUACCGUGUCCAAAACUCACAACUAUCAAGUUCCAUCGCCGUCACAACCUUGUGAUAGUUGCAAUUUUUUGUUUCCCUUCUAGGGUCUUUCGAUGCUGCUUUUCGAUAAUCCUGCCGUCAAAUGCCAUUUGGUAAGAACAUGUGAUAGCAAUUUUAGUUGCACCGUGUUAAAAUCGUUUUGUUUCACUUCCUACCUUAUGGUAUUUCGUUCCUCUUGCCUUUGUAUGAUAUGAGAGACAAACCUCUUCAACUCAAUAUGGGCCUCUUGGAUCCCAAAGCAAAUCUGAAUUCAUCAUGGCAAAUACAGUUUUUCUUUUUUUUCCGGAGAGGAACUCUUUGAACCUAUCAAAGCCCAUCUAAGGCGGGCUUUGAAGAAGACUACUGAUGAUAGCAAAUUCCGUCUUAAGCUAUGUGUUAUGUACCAUGCAUUUUUCAGGUUAGCAAUGGAGCGGAAUGUGUUUUGAUAAAGAAAAGUUGGUUCCUGCAGCAUGCUACAGAAGCAACAUUGCGAAAACUUAGAAAUCAGGUGAUUAGCUUACAAUUUGUUUCUUGAAGCAGCUUAACGGUAGCAAGUGCAUGCUUUGUGAUAUCCUUACAACUCUGAAGCCAUGUAAUAACGCUGUGUGGGUAUGAGCAUAGGUAGAAAUUUAUUUUUCACUUUUUUUUGUGAGAUAAUUUAGAUGUGUUGCAAAAACUGACUCAGGAAUUUCCACUCAGAAACACACUGAUGUCAGAAAUUAACGGUAAUGUCAUGUGUCGAUCAACUUUACUUUUUUCAUCAGAUUCCUCCAUACCCAAGUCAAGCCACUCUCGAACAGAAAAUGCAAGAUCAGGCCAACUGGGACUCGUUUAAAACACAAACAAUCAAUUCUCUUCUAGAUACACUUCAUUUAUGAUACAUUCUCAGACAGUUUAGAAAUAUUUCCAGUUAUAAUUUCGCCAACUCUUCAGAUCACAAGAACCAGCUGGUGACCACUAUUAUUGUAUGACAUUGUUUCGGUCACGAACUGAUUUGCUUCUGUAAGUUUGCUCCACGCAAUUUUUUUCCUGCGCGGGAUCAAAGCGGGAAACCCGUGCGGGCAGAUGGGCCCAUGUUGCCCGCUCAUGUAGCCAAUCAGAAGACAGGAUUUUCCCAUUUUAAGUAAUAUGGAUACCAUCAAACUGCUUGAAACGCGGUAAAAAAAUUUGUGACCAAGCGCGAAUGGUCAAACACGAUCAUUUAAUUCGAUAAUUGUAAAAGACAAAUUAAGCUUUGAUAUUUUUCGGUUAUGGUAGAAAUGAAAAAUUUAUUUAAACCUACUAAACCUAGUGGACUAUUUUUCUAAACAAGAAGAAUAAGGCGAAAUAAAAUGAGCGAAAAACUUCGAGAAAGUUAAAUGCAUUAGGAAAAAAAAACAGAAGCAAGAGACUUAUGAUGUGUAGUACUUUGCAUGUCGAUUUUACAAAUAAAAAAAACGUAGUGUAUUUAUAUGAAUACUUAUUUUUGAGACAAAGAAGGCUUCGUUC